GAGGAUGACGCUGCGGGGUUGUGUAUGCGGAAGUGAUGUACGCGGCUUGUGUUUGUAUUUCUGCAGGAGUCUGACGCGUCGGUGAAGCUGCGUGACGGGAUGUCAGGAUGCUGGAGUCCUAUGUUUCUCCUCUCUUGAUGAGUUAUGUGAACCGCUACAUAAAGAACCUGAAGCCGUCGGACCUGCAGCUGUCAUUAUGGGGCGGCGACGUGGUUCUGAGCAAACUGGACCUGAGACUGGACGUGCUGGAGCAGGAGCUCAAGCUGCCCUUCACCUUCCUGAGCGGCCACAUCCACGAGCUGCGCAUCCACGUGCCCUGGACCAAACUGAGCUCGGAGCCUGUGGUCAUCACCAUCAACACCAUGGAGUGCAUCCUCAAGCUCCGGGACGGAGCCUCGGACGAUAAUGAAAGCUGUACAUCGAGUUCGACCAAUCGCAGCGCUUCUGAGAGCUCUAAGGCCGCGUCUAAACCUCGACGGGUGCAGCAGGCCCCCAGCGACCCUGACCUGCCCCCAGGGUACGUGCAGAGCCUGAUCCGGCGAGUGGUGAAUAACGUCAAUAUUGUGGUCAAUAAUCUGAUUCUGAAGUACGUGGAAGACGACAUUGUGCUGUCGGUCAACAUCACCUCUGCGGAGUGCUACACGGUGGACGAUCUGUGGGACCGAGCCUUCAUGGACAUCGUGGCUCCUGAGCUGGUCCUGAGGAAGGUGAUCAAUUUCUCCGACUGCACCGUGUGUUUAGAUAAGCGCAAUGCAAGCGGGAAGAUCGAGUUUUAUCAGGAUCCUCUGCUCUACAAAUGUUCCUUCAGAACUCGACUUCAUUUCACCUACGACAACAUCAACGCCAAGAUCCCCGCCGUUAUUAAAGUUCAUACCAUGGUGGAGAGUCUGAAGCUGUCUCUGACGGACCAGCAGCUGCCCAUGUUCAUCCGGCUGAUGGAGCUGGGCGUAGCGCUGUAUUAUGGAGAAAUGGGCGUCCAUCGAGACGCAGAGAAGGAGGAGAGCGGCUCGCUCCGAGAGAGCGUCUCUGGUCUGAUGGACACCGAUCCGGCUCUGACGGGACAGUACUUCCAGGGCGAGGAUGAAGAUCAAGGCUGGAUGUCAUGGGCCUGGUCCUUCGUUCCAGCCAUCGUGAGCACCGGAGAGGAAGAGGGCGAGGCUGAGGGCGAGUCGGGCUUCUACACGGACACAGCGGAGCCUGGAGCCGCCCGGCCCCUGCAGAGCCCACCCAGGGACCCCGUUGUGUCUGUCGGCUUCUACUGCACCAAAGCCUCCGUCACUUUUAAGCUGACGGAGAGCUGCUCCGAGAGCAGUUACUACAGUCCUCAGAAGGUGAAGUCUCGCGAGGUGCUGAGUGUGGAGCAGGAGGGCAUCACCGUGGAGGCACUGAUGAUGGGAGAGCCCUUCUUCGACUGUCAGGUAGGAGUCGUGGGCUGUCGAGCCGUGUGUCUGAAGGGCAUCAUGGGAGUUCGUGAUUUUGAAGAGAACAUGAACAGAAGAGAGGAGGAUGCCGUGUUCUUCCGCUGCGGAGACACACUGAGUGUUAAGGGCAUGACGUAUCUGACAAACUCACUCUUCGACUACCGCAGCCCGGAGAACAACGGAGUCAGAGCGGAAUUCAUACUGGACGGAAACCUCCACAUGGAGACGUACACCGAGACUGCAGGGCUGCAGCGGUACGGAGCGUUCUACAUGGAUUAUCUCUACACGAUGGAGAACAGCAGCAGAGUUUGCGUGGGGCUGCAGGAUUUCCCUACGCUGCGUAAAGACGAUCCUCCACUGGUGCAGGAGACCUCGGUGAAGAGGAUCGUGGUCGGUCCGUUAGAUCUUCAGCUCCACAGCAGUGCUGUUCACCGCAUCCUGAAGAUGGCCGCUUGCACACUGGACCACGAGUACCAGCCCUACUGCAGACCUCAGUCCGAUGUGGUGGAGGAGUGUGUGUCUGUGCCGCCGGAGCAGGUGUCAGCGCUGGAGGAGUUUAUUCCCAGCCGUCAGACGAGUUUGACUCUGAUGAGAGCGACAGUCACAGUCCCUGCUGCAGAAUACAACCUCCUGCACCUCUUACUUCCUGUUCUAUUGGGACACAAGGUCUCGGCUGCACAGACGUCUGUCCCUCAGUUCCAGCUGCUGCGUCCUCUGCCUGCGCUGCAGAUGCAGUUUGAGCGCAUCACCUUUGAACAUUCAGUGCCGAUGUAUGAACAGGAAGUGACCCGUGCAGCCAGCAGCCUGAACCAGCCCUCAGACACACUUCUGCACCACUGCUACACACACUGCUACCUGAAGGUCUUUGAGCUUCAGGCUGGUCUGACUGUAAUCGACUCAGAGGGGGUGCUUCAGCCGCUCAUUCCCAUAAUUCCUUCUUUCAGUACUGCACUCUAUGGGAAGCAGCUUUGUAUGCCUGCUUACUGGGCGAGGAAGCCGUCGGUGCCGGUGUGUGAGUGUGUGUUCGAGCUCCCUCAGGUGUGUGUGCAGGCGACUCGAGCGCAGGUGCUGCUGCUGCAGAGCAUGUAUCACAGCUGGACACACAGCGUCGGGGGCGGAGCCUGCAUCAGCGACAGCCUUGUUAGCCACGCCUACAAAACUCCAGCAGGUGUGAAGCCGGUGUGUAGCGCUCCUGUGCUGGAGGUGUGUGUUCAGCGUGUGGAGCUGAAGGUGUGUGUGCGGCCGGCGCUGCUGUGUGUUUCUGGGACUCUGGGAGCCGUGAAAGUGUGUGCCAGAACACCGGGUGUGUGUGAGGGCCAGAAGGAGCAGCUGGUUCCUCUGGUCCAGGGCCCGUCGGACACCACAGAUCUUCACACGAGCCGCUGGUUGAGCGGGAGCCGUAAGCCUGCGUCUCUGCUGUCUCCGGAUCUCCUUCAGAUGUCCCUUCAGCUCCCGCAGCACGAGCACGCUCCUAACCCCGGUGCGGUGCUGUUGGUGAGCGUUCAGGGCAUCGCUGUCAAUGUGGAUCCGGUUCUGUCCUCAUGGCUGCUGUUCCAACCUCAGAGAACCAGCGGCAGCAGACAGACACAACAGGUUUCCAUGGUAAUGAAGAAGAGGAGGGAAGAUGAAGCAUCUGUUGGCAGUAUACCACUAACCAAACAACCCAGUAAUCAGGCGUCAGACUACACCAGCAGCCCAGUGAAGACCAAGACUGUGGCAGAGUCUAGACCUCUCUCUGUUCCAGUAAAGGUUUUUCCAUCAUCUGAAGAAUCUCACAUGAGUCCAGAGGAACAUAUGAAGAACCUGAUAACACACACCUGGAAUGCUGUCAAACGCCUCACGCUACAGGUGGAUCUGCAGGCGUGUUGUGUGUUCCUUCCGUCGGACAGUCUCCCGUCUCCCAGCAGACUGGUGUGUGGUGAUAUCCCGGGCACCGUGCGGAGUUGGUAUCACGGUCAGGUGUGUUUUCCGGGGACUCUGGUGCUGUGUCUGCCGCAGGUCAGUGUGUUGAGCGCUGGACACCGGCACAUGGAGCCUCUGCAGGACAUCCCGUUCAUGGUGCCCCGGCCUGUGCUGGAGGAGGGCGAUGCCUUCCCCUGGACGGUGUGUGUGAGUCGGCUGAGUGUCUACUCUCUCCUGGGUCAGCAGCGGUCUCUCAGUGUGCUGGAUCCGGUGGGAUGCACCUCCACGCUGGCCCUCACGGCUCCCAGACUGCAGCCUGAAAGCAAAGACGCCUUCAUCAUGUGUCUUCACGUGGACCUGCAGCCGGUGUACCUCAGGUGCUCCAACCCUCAGGUCCAGCUGGUGUUUGGUUUGUGGUGUCGAUGGAGUCAGAUCUUCAGUGUGUUUGACCGGAUGCAGAGCAGAGGAGCUCAGAGAGCAUCAUUCCCAGAAUCCUCAGCGCCCCCCGCUGGACCCUCCUCGCCCGUCCACAGCAGCGUGGGCACCAUCCCGCCGGACACCAGCACCUACAGCCCCUCCGCUGACCUGGGCUCUCCUACAGAGGGGGACUCAGCACAUACUGAGGACCCAGCAGCUGGUGAGACCAUGACUCUGGAGCAGAAGACCUGCAGCAUCAGUGGAGCCAGCGGAAAACUCAGCAUCUGGAUGCAGUGGAUGCUGCCUAAACUCACACUCCAGCUGUUCUCCAGCGAGCCCAGGAACAACGAGCUGCGUGUGAUAGCAGAGAUGGAGGACAUGAGCGCGUCUGUUGAUGUUCAGGAUGUUUAUACAAAGGUGAAGUGUAAAGUGGGCAGCUUCCACAUAGAUCAUUACAGAAGCAGUGCUGAAGAGAGCCCGUGUGGUGGGGUCAUCCUCUCUUGCACUGAAAAGUUGAACAGACGCACGGUUCUGCUGCGGCCGCUCAGCAAGCAGGAGCCUUACAGCCAUUUCAGCUUCUUUCCACCUACGGCGGCGAAGGCUCUGGAGGUGUCUCAUCAGCAGCACGGGUUCCUGUCGCUGACGUACACUCAGGCCGUGACGAGGAACGUGAGACACAAGCUGACCGCGAGACCAUCUCAGAGACUGUGUGAGGACGGGCCGGACGCGGCUCCUCAGCUCCUUCACGAGAUCCUGCUGACCGCCCAGCCUUUCGACCUGGUGCUGUCCUGCCCUCUGCUGCUGACCGUGGCCCGGGUCUUCCAGGUGUGUGCUCCUCCGUCUCAGCUGCGCUCUCCGAUCCGAGAUCAGCCCGUGAGAACCCACUCGCUGUCCUCCAGCAGCCUGCCGCUCGUCUACCUCAACACCAGCGUCAUCCGCAUCUUCUGCCCCCUGCAGGACACUCCGAGCAGCACACAUUCACAGCUCAAGCACAGGAAGGAAGACACAGUUGUGCUGAAGAUCGGUUCGGUGAGCAUCGCUCCUCAGGCCGACAAUCCACUGCCACGCUCCGUCCUGCGCAAAGACAUCUACCAACGGGCACUGAGUCUGGGCGUUCUGCGUGACCCGGGGUCAGAGGUCGAGGACCGUCAGUAUCAGAUUGACCUGCAGUGCAUCAACAUGGGCACGGCUCACUGGGACGAGCUUCGGCCGGAGCGUGAGGGGUCAGCGGGCGGCUCUCCUGCAGACGGCGAGAGGAGUUCCCAGAAUCCUGCGCUGGAGUGGAACAUGGCCAGCAGCAUCCGCCGGCAGCAGGAGAAGCGAGUGAUCCUGUCUCCGAUCAUCACAGACUUCUCUGUGCGCAUCACAGCAGCUCCAGCUGUAAUUUACCGGAAGCCUCUGUCAGCGGAUCACAGCCCAGCCGAGGAGGUGGUGGUGUGUGGCCACAGUCUGGAGAUGAACGUGACGUCCAGCCUGGAUCUGUUUCUGAGCGCUGACCAGGUCCAGUUACUUCAGCAGCUCCUGCAGGCCAAUGUGAUGCUGAGGAGCACAGACGACACCGCAGCCGAGGUGUGCGGUCAUCAGCUUCAGUCCGCGGUCUCAGUGGAGAGUGUGUGUGGCAGCAGCGCCCCCUGCGGUCAGGACAGUGGCUUCGGCAGCGACAGCGCCCGUCUGCGGAUCGUUCAGCACCGCCUCGCCCGGCCGUCGCAGCAGCCCACCAUCACCAAGAACCUCAGCUUCAUCCCGUUCGACGUGUUCCUGACCGCCGGGCGCAUCUCUCUCAUGACGUACUCGACCUCGGCCGCCUCCAGACCCCCCUCAGAGCCCCCGGAGGACCAGACGCUUCGGCCCGGGGCUCUGUCCUCGCUGACCGCAGAGGAUCUGCUCAACGCAAACGCUGUGGACGGGGCUCCGGGGGUCCUGGGGGCCCGCUCUUCCGCUCGACAGGCUCUGGGCGUGACGGUGGUGAGGCAGCCGGGCCGGAGAGGAGAUAAAGACUGCAGUCUCCAGCCGCUGCUGUUCCUGCAGGUCACUCAGCCGUCCGUCUUAACCAGCUGCCACCACCGCAAACAGAGGCUGGAGCUGUCUCUGUUCGACCUCGCGCUGAAGGGAGUCUCCACCAACUACAGGAGUCUGGACGCAGGGAAGUCUCUUCCGGAGGCGCUGGACUACAGUGUGUUUUGGCUGCAGACGGUGGCAGGAGAGGUCGACAGCCGGACAGGAAUCCCCCCGCCGCUGCUGUCUGUGUCCAUCAGAGACUUCCUGUCUGGACCAGCUCUGAAGGUGGACAUCAGUCGGCCGGUGAGGGUCAGUCCCACCCUGGCUAAGAUUGAGCAGGCGAAGGUCUUCUGGAAGAAGCUCUUUCCUGAGACUGAAGGCGAGGCCCAUCCCAGAACCCCCACAGGCUCCGCCCCCCACUGUAGCGAGGCUCCGCCCACCUCUGAGCUGCUGCUCUCUCUUCAGUCGGCAGUACCUUUCCACAAGAUCUCGCUGCCGGUGCAGAUGGUGUUCGGUGUGGAGAUGGAGGGUCAGGCGCGGCCCAGUCUGACUCUGUCUGUGUCGGCCCUGACGAGCUCGCUGACACUGAAGAGCGCCGCCAAACACGCAGAUGGUUUUAAGGAGGUCUGUGUGUCGGUGCAGUGUGAGGACGUGCUGCUGCGGACGGGUCUGAAGGACAGAAGCUCGGUGUUUGUGGGUCCAUUCUCCUGCAGUGCAGAGCUAGAGGCUCAUUGGUGCAGACACAGCGGAAGCUCCGCCCCCGACUCACCUGGACCGCCCAGAGUGUUGAUUGACAUGAAGGGAGGCCUGCUGCAGGUGUUUUGGGGGCAGCAGCAGUUUAACUGUUUGUCUGAGGUUCAAGAACAGCUACAGAACUACUGGAAUCAGAUGAGCAGAACAGAGGCGGAGUCUAACAAGAAGCCCCUCCUCUCUCCACCGCCACCCACCCCUCACCCUACCCAAUCAGAACACUCCUCUGAUGAUCUGCGCACAGGCAUCUUCCAGUACAUACAGGACUCAGCGUGUCAGAAGCUGCCGUCUCCUCAUGAGGUGGUGUUUUGGAGGGAGACGGAUGAGUCUCCAGGUGUGAUGCUGUGGAGGUAUCCUGAACCUCGCGUGAUCACCUUCCUGAGGAUCACACCGGUUCCCUUUAACACCACUGAUGACCCGGACAUCAGUACAGCUGACCUCGGGGACGUGCUGCAGGUGCUCUGCAGUCUGGAGUUCUGGGAGGAGUUGCAGCGGGCAUUUGUGCCUUAUAGAGAGUUCAGCCUAUCAGAGAGCAGCGUGUGUGAACUGACCCUGCCCACUCUGACCCCCGAAACACGCCAGACUGACCUGGUGACCUCUGACCUCUGGAGAGUGGUGCUCAACAGCACCAGUGAGGGUGGAGACGAGAGUUCGGACAGUGAAUCAGGUUCUCAGGUGCCCUGUGAGCAGCUGGUGUGUCCCACCGCUCUGGCCGCAUGUACUCGUGUGGACUCGUGUUUCGCUCCAUGGUUUGUUCCUUCAGUGGGUGUCUCAAUACGACUGGCGUACCUGGAGCUGCACUUCUGUCACAACCUGGAUCAGCUGGGCACAGCACCGUGCCAGAAACUCCGACCCUUCCUCCCAGACAGGAAGUCUCCUCAGGAUCAGGAGUUUGCGGUGGUGUGUGUGCGCGAGCCGUGUGUGUUUGUGCGUCAGUGGAGUGACGUGAUGCAGUGCUGUCAUGAGCUCAGCUUCUCGUCCACGCUGAGCUGCAGACUGCUGGAGUACCGUAACCUCACGUACCUGUCUGUCCUUCAGCCCGUCAGCCUGCGAGGCAGCGCAACACACACACACACACACACGCGCCGCACGCUGCACUGCGACACCACUCUGCAGCCGCUGCACGCCGCCGCCGGCCAGUACACCGUCCACACGCUGGACCGAGCGCUGCAGGCCUGGACUCAGAAUGGUGUUUCGGAUGCGGAGGAAGUGGUUUUCAGUCAUUACGUUAUCUGUAACGACACGCAGGAAGUCCUUCGGUUCGGACAGGUGGAUACAGAUGAGAACAUCCUGCUGCAGAGCAACCAGAGUCACCAGUACAGCUGGAGAACCCACAAAUCCCCACAGCUGCUACACAUCUGUAUGGAGGGCUGGGGGAACUGGCGCUGGGCCGAACCCUUCAGUGUCGACGACGCAGGGACCUUACUGAGAACCAUCCAGCAUAGAGGACAGACAGCCACGCUCAUCAUCAGAGUCAAGCAGAUCACCGGAGUCCAGAAACAAGUGAUCAUCUGUGGCAGGCAGGUGGUGUGUAGUUUCCUGCAUCAGAGCAUCGAGCUGCGUCUGGUCCAGCACUGCUCGGGUCAGGAGGGUCAGCCGGAGCUGCGUGAGCGUGUGGCCCGUCUGGAGCCGGACAGUAAGCUGUCCUCGUUUGUGCUGGAGGACGUGGAGCUGACGGAGCUGUGUGUGCGCGGCUGUGGAGAGGACGCCUGGUCUCAGGACGUGUGUCUGGAUCACAGCGACACACACAGCAGCUCGGUGCUGCAGGUGCCAUGUUCUAAUGGAUCACUGCUGCAUGUCUGGUGCACACGAAUCCUGCUGGAGCCAAACACACACAUGCAGCAGAGAGUGGUUGUGUUCAGUCCUCUCUUCAUGAUGUGGAGUCACCUGCCGGAUCCGGUUCUGGUUCAUGUGGAGAAGAGGAGUCUGGGACACAGAGACACACAGCUCAUUCACGGCCGCGGCCACCAGGAGGCACUGCUGAACGUAGAAGAAGAUCUGACACACCACCUCACCUUCCAGGCCAGGGAGGAAGAGGACGCGUCUCAGUGUGCAGUACCUGUGUCCACUGCUGUGAUCAAACAGAUCCUGAGCAGAGCAGCACCAGAACAGAACCAGAACCAGCAGGAUAUUCUCGAGCACUUCUACGGAGAGAAGACGUCCAGCGGUCCAGCGUGGCCCUACAGCAGCCGACAGACGGACAGGUGUGCGGGGGAGUCUGUGGCGCAGUGGGACAGUCCGAUGCAGGUGCGUCUGAGCGCGUGGCGUCCGGGUCUGAACACACUGCUGGUGGAGCUGCUGCCGUGGGCUCUUCUGGUGAACCGCUCUCACUGGGACCUCUGGAUGUUUGAGGCAGAGAGCAUCGUAGUGCAGAUACCAGCCGGAAAAACCAUCAUACCACCCAACCUUAAGGAUGCGUUCCAGAUCGGCAUCUACUGGCCGCACACUAACACGGUUCACAAGUCUCCUGCCGUGCGAUUGGUUCAUGAUGUGUCGUCGCCGAGGUGGCCGGAGGGGGGCGGAGCAGACGUCCUGCUGCUGGACGAGGAGGGAUACAUACACACAGACAUCACACUCGGAACACAGCCGGGAAAACUCAAGCUCUGUCAGUUUUGUGUGUCGUCUUCAGUGAAAUACGGGAUUCAGGUUUUGCAGAUUGAGGAUAAAACUGUCCUGGUGAACAACACCACACACACUGUCAAGUGUACUGGUGUGAUCUCACAACACACAACCACACCUGAGCAGGCCACACACGUCCCUGAGUCGUCCAGCUUCAGUCUGGGCCCCGCGGGUGCGGCUGGAGAUCAGGUGUGCGCUGCGGUGCCGUGUUGGGACGUCCAGCGGGACGGUCAGACAGCAGAGGACUCGUCGAAGCAGCUGCUGCUGAGUUUAGAGAGUGCAGAGGCACAGUGGAGUCCUCCGGCUCCGGUGAGGACAGAUUUCCCCAGACAGAGCGUCUCUGUGCCGGUGGAGCCGGACGCCGACUGGCCCUUCAACACCAGGCCUCUAGUUCUGACCUGUCAGGAGCAUCUGGGUGUCACGUAUCUGACAGUGAGUGAAGAUCAGUGUCCACGCAUGCUGAUUCACAACCGCUGCCCCAAGAGCCUCUUACUGAAAGAGAACGCCAAGGAGUCGGAGAGGUCGGAGGAGUUCACCCGGACGGUUCCUGCUCUCUCGUCUGUCCAUCACGAGUUGUUUCUUCAGGCCUCCAGCUUCCCUGAGUGCAGACAGAAAGAGACGCUGCCCACCCUGCAGCUGUGCAUCAUCACGGCCACACCCCCCGGCCACUUGGACACGCCCCCCUCGCCAGGCUGGACUGACCCCAUCGAUAUCAGCAGUCCUGGAACACAGGUUGUUUUUCUUCUUGGUUUCGGCUGUUUGUACAUCGACGUUCUUCACCAGAGCGGCACCAUCACGCUAACGCUAGCACCUGAGAGCAGCGCGGAAGACAUCGUCACACACUACAGGCCGUCCAAUCAGACGCUGUCCUUCAGGAUUCUUCUGAACGAGGCGAGCGUGGCGCUCUGUGAUGACAUCACCAGCCCGUUCAGUUCUGUGGAGCUGCUGCGUCUGACCGUGUCCAGACUGCUGCUCCAGCUGCCGCCCGGCGAGCCCUCGUCCGUCCACACCGUCCAGAUCCGCUGCGGCGGCCUGCAGGUGGACAACCAGCUGUACGAGCGUGCCAGCUUCCACUUCCCGGUCAUUCUGUGCCAGGAGCCUCAGAGUGACGCUGACUUCCUGUCCCUGAGCGUCACCGUGUCCUCAGACGGACGUCUGGACAGCCUCGCCCUCCACGUCCGGCCGGCACGCGUCUAUCUGGAGGACACCUUCAUCUACUACAUGAAGACGCUUUUCCACACCUACAUCCCUGAAUCCCUGGGUGGGAGGAGCUGCGGCGGAGGGGCGGAGCCUGUUGUUCCCAGAGAGGUGCUGGAGUCAAGCCGAGCUCUGGUGACCCCGGUGCUGCUGCAGAAGCUGUCCAUCGAGCCGCUUCACCUGCUGGUCAGCAUCCACGCCUCGCUCAAGCUCUACAUCGCCUCUGACCACACACCCCUGUCCUUCUCUGUGUUUGAGCGCAGCCCCGUCUGUACCACGCCUAGACAGCUGGUGCACACACUCGCCAUGCACUACGCUGCUGGAGCACUCUUCAGAGCAGGUUGGGUCGUGGGCUCUCUGGAGAUCCUGGGCAGUCCGGCCAGUCUGGUGCGGAGUAUCGGGAAUGGCGUGUCGGAUUUCUUCCGCUUGCCAUACGAGGGUUUAACUCGUGGACCGGGAGCCUUCAUCAGCGGCGUCUCUAGAGGAACAAACUCCUUCAUCAAACACAUCUCUAAAGGAACACUGACGUCCAUCACGAAUCUGGCCACGAGUCUGGCGCGGAACAUGGACCGCCUGUCGCUGGACGACGAGCAUUACAUGAGACAAGAGGAGUGGAGGAGACAGUUACCUGAGAAUCUGGGAGACGGACUGAGACAAGGCCUUUCGAGACUCGGCAUCAGCCUGCUGGGAGCGAUCGCAGGGAUCGUGGAUCAGCCCAUGCAGACGUUCACACGGACUCUGGAGUUGCCGAGCUCGGCAAGCAGCGCGGCCCGUGGCGUGAUCUCAGGAGUGGGGAAAGGCAUUGUGGGAGUUUUCACUAAGCCCAUCGGAGGAGCGGCUGAGCUGGUGUCACAGACUGGAUACGGUCUGCUACACGGCGCUGGUCUCUGGCAGCUUCCCAAACAGCUGCACCUGCCGACCGACACCAGAUCAGCCGAUGCUUCUAACAGUCACGUCAAAUAUGUCUGGAAGAUGCUGCAGUCUCUGGGCCGUCCGGAGCUGCACAUGGCUCUAGAUGUGCGUAUAGUGAGCGGAUCUGGGCAGGAACACGCCGGCUGUCUGCUGCUGAGUGGAGAGGUUCUGUUCGUCGUCAGUGUGUGUGAAGACGCUCAGCAGCAGGCCUUUCCCAUCACUGAGAUCCAGUGUGAACACGACACACACACACCUGGACGCAUCACACUCACACUGCAGCAGCACAGAGUGACCAGUGACACUGAGGUGGACGGGGCUCGUGAACGUCUCUCUGAGCUGCAGUACAGUCGUCUGGUGGAUUUUGUGACCGGAGCAUCUCAGUAUUUGUCUCCAUCUCUGUCGUCCCUCCAUCAGCAGGCGACCAUCACUCCGGCCGAGCCUCCGCCCAGCGUCUCCAAAACAUACCAGUAUCACGCCGAGCCCGCCUUCACACGCGUGUUUAUUUGCAAGUUCAACAUGGUGAAGAACAAAGCGCUGCGGAUCGGCUUCCACUAACACUCCGUCGUCAUGUUUGUGUUAUUUAACAAGAGUAAAAGACUUAAUUAUCGUGGAGGACGUCACUACAUUGAUCAGCUGCUUCUGUAUAAUGUGAUGCUUUAAACCAAAAGGCCUUUCGUUUUGUAUUUUUAUAAGCAAUGCAAGAAAGAAUAUCAAAUGUUUUUAUUUCUUUUCCUCCUUUAUUCAGUGUCACUAUAUAAUGAAUCUGUUUUUUGUUAAUAAAAUAUAAGAUUUGCUAAA
Messenger RNA from Puntigrus tetrazona (Sumatra barb), 12014 nucleotides. Its product is annotated as vacuolar protein sorting-associated protein 13B-like. The record is from RefSeq and is a predicted model, not a curated record. NCBI's taxonomy places the organism in Eukaryota, Metazoa, Chordata, Actinopteri, Cypriniformes, Cyprinidae.